Neurospora crassa OR74A is the source of this 1326-nucleotide messenger RNA. RefSeq lists its product as hypothetical. NCBI's taxonomy places the organism in Eukaryota, Fungi, Ascomycota, Sordariomycetes, Sordariales, Sordariaceae. The transcript has a single exon. The record is from RefSeq and is a predicted model, not a curated record. Bases 143 to 904 code for a protein of 253 amino acids.
AUCCACUCCGUGCACCUCACAACUACUCUCACCUCACAACUUACUUUGCUUCAUUGUUACUUCUCUCGGUCUUGUACUCCCUUGCUUGAGUAAUCUUACACACAUCUACCUCCUUUACCCAGACACCAACUUCCACGUCACAAUGGGCUCAGACAGGCGCAAGCAAUGGGCGAAGAAACGCGAGACGAGCGAGGCCAAGGUGCUGGCAGAGAGAGAAGCUAGCGCCGCAGCGCGCGAAUCAGAACCUCCCAUCCCAACGCCAGAUCCAUCCGCAGAUGACGAAAGCACAACAACGACGGAAAACACAACAACAUCCAAGGUGGACGAACUCAUGCAAACGUACCACAACAGCAAGAUGGGCGAGCAAAAAGACAAUGCUCUCGCCUACAUAUUGUAUGCUGCCGGGGACGAAAUGUGUGCAUACUCUUCCACGACCGACUGGAGACUACAACGUGUCAUUCGAGCCGUCACCGCUGUACUCGAAGACGUCAAUACAUUCACCACUACCGAGGAGAACGAAAGCCACCAUCUGCAGCGGCGGUUCCAGUCCAGAUCCGAAGGAAGCGCGCUGCCUCCCCAUGUCCAUAUCCACUCCGAGGUUGUCGGGGAAGCUUCGAAUAGUCCAGUCCUCCGUUGUCUGAACCAAUACCCAAAACUGGACAGCGAAUCCUACGCGUGGCAACCGUGGUAUCAGGGGCUCUACGGGGCGUAUCAUGAAGAUUGUGCGGCGGGCCUUGAUCCUACCAAUCACACCCAUGCUUUGGCGGCGUGGAAUGCAAUCUUGGACAAGCUGCCGCCACAUGUGUUGGUGACGCUCAUGAGCGAGAAACCCUUGGACCCGGAGCGGCCGGAUCCGAGUUUACUGUUGACUGCUUUGGACGAGUAUUCCGUUCCGGGAAUGUAAUUGAAGCUCAGGCGUCAUGCUUGAGUUUUCAUUUCGUCAGCUUCUGAGUGGUGAUGCAGGGACAGGUUGGAACGGCAUUGUUGAUUUCACUGCGAGGAAGGUUGUUGGGCUUUUGGUUUGGAGAGGAUUUUGUUUCUGGCUUUCUGGUUUGCCGAAUUUGUGGUUGAGGUCGAGAGUAUCUCUGAAACAGGCCAUCUGGUAUUGGGAGCAUUAACGACGAUGGUGGAUUUGACAUUCAACUUGAAGAUACCCGUCGCCAAAAUCAAACGGUGAUUCAAUGAUCUAAGGAGUAUGGAUGAGAAACAGCAACAACCAGCGAAACAGCGAUUAUUGAGAUUAGUCAAUAGUUUCACAGCAUCAUAGAAACCAUCUCCCAAGUAACAAGAUUGCCCCGGGAGAUUCAACGUGUCUUCCGAUUAAAC